Molecule: messenger RNA, 840 nt
Organism: Zea mays
Lineage: Eukaryota; Viridiplantae; Streptophyta; Magnoliopsida; Poales; Poaceae
Biological process (GO): box C/D snoRNP assembly
Molecular function (GO): box C/D methylation guide snoRNP complex binding
Source: RefSeq, marked predicted
ACUCCUCCCGCCGCCGCCGCAGAUUCUUCCUCGCGACUCGCCGCUCGCCCGACUUUCCGAGCUCCGACACAAAGGUCUGAGUGUCUGACUACCACGCUGCACCUACGACCUCGAGGCGUCUCCACCACGCCACUGGCAAACUAACUCACUUUACAGGAGCACCAUGGGAGAGCCGAGCAAGGAGCUCCUGGACCUGCCCUCCGACCCCAGGCCUCCCGCCUCCUUCAUCGAGUCGCUUCUCGCUGGCAGGGAGCAGCAGCAGCAGGAUAAGGAGGGAAAGCGUAAGUUGGGGGCGUCCACUGAUCCCCUACCCAAAAGCCAAGUUAUCGGGAAAGUGAAGGAUUUCUUGGGGGAGAUUGCAAGGGCCAACCAAAAGUUGCAGCUUGAUGCACAGAACAAGCCUCCUGUGGAGUACGAUAUUGAAGCCCUUACUGGGAACGAGGAGCAAUACAUUGAGAUGGAUCUGCUUCUAGGUGUCGCUGAUCUUCAUUCAGAGCAGGCUGUGGAGGCAGCUGAAGCGACAAUAAACGGCCGCCAGACUUCAGAAAUGUCAUUUGCUUGCAGCUCAUCUGACUCGGAAGAUGAUAGUGAUGACAGCGAUGAAGAUGCUGAUGACAAACCUGUCAUGUCUGACAAAGAUAAUAAGUGUAAAAGUCCUGAUGACGCGGAGAUGGGUCCAGCGAAAGGAAAGAAGCCCAAUAAAAGACAGAAAAUUGUUGUUCUCAACUAGUACCCUUGUCUUUUGUACACCUAAGAACAAGGGCUGGAGCCUAGUUCAGAAGGCAGAGCGCAAGUGGUGAAUGUGUUGGCCUGGUAUUAUCAGAAGUUAUUUACUCCUUC